Molecule: messenger RNA, 1413 nt
Organism: Ipomoea triloba (trilobed morning glory)
Lineage: Eukaryota; Viridiplantae; Streptophyta; Magnoliopsida; Solanales; Convolvulaceae
Product: pectin acetylesterase 8-like
Exons: 14
Coding region: 1-1197 (398 amino acids)
Biological process (GO): cell wall organization
Cellular component (GO): plant-type cell wall
Molecular function (GO): pectin acetylesterase activity
Source: RefSeq, a predicted model, not a curated record
AUGGCCCAUGAUAUCCCAUCCUCGUCGAGCUCUCAUGAUCCCCCACCACUCAACCUCCACGAAAACACAGACCUAUCGACCACCAUACCGCCUCACAACCCAACAUCCACCUCUCCAACAACCAAUACCCAACAACUAGAGGAAGCUUAUACGGCUCUUGAUAUCAACGAACCGGGUGGACUUGACCUGGACUUCGACGACGACUCUGUUGCCACAGUUGAUCAUCGUUUCGCCCUUGUUGGCCGCCUCAUUACCGAAAGGAUCAGAGUGGAAAUGAAGAACUUUGGAGAAAUACUGCUAAUACUUAUUGGCACUUCUCUUGCUCUUCUAAAUGCCUGUAAUGAUAAUUUAGUGAAUCCAACUUUUGUUAAGGAUACCAGUGCAGUUUGCUUAGCUGGAAAUCCGGCAGCAUACUACUACUCAAAAGGAUUUGGAGAGGGCGUUAAUAAUUGGAUUGUGUAUCUUCGUGAGGGAGGAUGGUGUAUGAAUAUCACUGAUUGCAAGGAUUACAUUACACGAAAAGGUGUUGACACCAACCCCAAACCUGUAGCUCUUCGAAAUCUUUUAAGCAACCAAAAAGAAAAAAAUCCUGACUUUUUCAACUGGAAUAGAGUUGAUGUUAGAUAUUGCGAUGCAUCGUCGUUUACCGGUAAUUCCGAAAUAAUCAAAAGUGAUACUAAACUGUAUUUUAGAGGAGCAAAAAUCUUCAACGCUGUAAUUCAGGAGCUAUUAGACAAUGGAAUGGGAAGUGCAGAAAAUGCUCUUUUAGCCGGUAGUUCAGCCGGGGGAGUGGCAACCGCGAUCUAUUGUGACAAAUUUCGACGCCAUUUUUCUAACACUUCUCGAGUAAAGUGUCUUUCGGAUGCUGGAUAUUUUUUCCUAUCGAAAAAGCACGAUCAAGAAAACACAUUUCUGUCCAUGUUUGAUGGUUUGAUCAAAUUACAUGGAUCCAAAAAUGCAUUGCCUACGUCUUGUACGUCGAGAUUAAGUGCAGAAAUGUGUUUCUUCCCACAAAAUUUUCAAGCUGACAUUCAGACACCCAUCUUUUUUUUAAUGUCGGGCUUUGAUCAGAUUCAGAUCCAGUAUACAAUGGUAUCAAAAGAAUUUUAUGCAUGUGCUAUAGGGAGGAACUGUUCUUCGAAUCAAAUUAAGAUCAUGCAAGAACUUAGGGCUGAGCUCUUGUCUUGUUUUGCCUGACCACCACAAUUCAAAAAAAGGAAUUUUGAUUACCUCUCAGUAUGCUCAUACUCAAGCUUUAAGCCCUUCUUGGAAUUCUCAAGCAGCCGGAACUGGGGAGACUAUUGAAAAGCUGUUCAGGGACUGGUAUUUUGAUAUCAAGACUGUUCAUGUGAUCGAUGAUAACCAAUGCCCGUACUAUAAUUGCUUAUUGAAUUAGGCCGGGUCUGUAAGAAA